AGCGAAUCAGGAAACAAACUCUCCCAAUUCUCAAUUCUUCUCUCUCUCUCUCUCUCUCUCUUUUCUAUUCCAAUUCAAUUCAUCUCUAUGCCAUGAAGAGAUCUUUUCACCGUCAAAAUUCCCACUACCACCCGCCCAAUUACAACUACCACUACCGUCCCAAAUUGCCACCCAAUCCCGUCCCUCCCCAACGACCACCUCCGCCCACCACCACUCCCAACUUUGUUAUUCACCUUCCUUUCCCUUCCUCCGCUUGUUCCAAACCCCACCUCCAAAACAUUGUUUCCAAGCUCAAUUUAUGUCACCAGAAAGCGGUUCCUUCCCCCACCGGCUGCUCUUUCUUCUUCGGGCAGUGGGUGGACACCCUUAACGCCAUGGUCAGUCUCUGGGAGUCCCGCCUCAAUGGGGUCCACAACUUGACUCCCAAACUCGUUGCAAACGUCUUCGUUCCGUCUGAUAAGGACGAGCUGGUGGAAAGGUUGAAGCUUUUGUUCACUGAUCAUAUCAGGCGUUUGAUGGAAGGGGAGACGGUGAAGAAGUGGCAGAGGAAGAAGGAUGAGAAAUCAGAUGAAAUUGCCGCGGUUUCGGCGAAGAUGAGUGGUAAAAAUCGGCUGAGUUUGAGUUUGUUUAAUGAGUUGAAUGAGGAGAAGAAAGUUCUGUUGCAAGAGAGGGACUUGAUUGUGAGGCGAGUGAGGGAGUUUAAGAGUGCUAUGAGGUGUCUUUUGAAGUGUAUAGGGUGUCAAAGUGUGGAGGAUGAGUGUGCAGAAGCGGGCUUGGGUUUUGAGUUGUUUAGGCUUGAGGAUGAGCGAUUUGAUUGGGGAAAGAUGCAAGCUUUAAUUUUUAGGGAGUGUAAAAGGCUUGAAGCUGGGCUGCCUAUUUAUGUUCACAGGCAGGAGAUUUUAAAGAGAAUUUAUGAUGACCAGGUGAUGGUAUUGAUUGGAGAGACUGGUUCUGGAAAGAGUACACAGCUGGUUCAGUUUCUUGCUGAUUCAGGAGUAGGUGCUGAUCAGUCCAUUGUUUGUACUCAGCCUCGGAAGAUUGCUGCUGUUUCAUUGGCACAUAGGGUCAGAGAAGAAAGUAGUGGGUGCUAUGGGGAUGAUUCAGUCAUAUGUUAUCCCACUUUUUCAUCAGCUCAGCAAUUUGAUUCAAAGGUAAUAUAUAUGACAGACCAUUGUUUACUGCAGCACUAUAUGAAUGAUAGAAAUUUAUCUGGGAUUUCGUGCAUCAUUGUUGAUGAGGCUCAUGAAAGGAGCUUGAACACUGAUCUCCUUUUGGCAUUAAUUAAAGAUUUACUUGGCCGGAGGUUUGAUCUAAGGCUUGUGAUAAUGUCUGCAACAGCAGAUGCAAACCAGCUUUCGGAUUACUUCUUUAAUUGUGCAAUCUCUCAUGUGAUGGGAAGAAAUUUUCCAGUGGAUGUCAGAUACGUCCCUUGUACUACAGAGGGAACUUCUGUUUCUGGUAUUGUCGCAUCAUAUGUUUCUGAUGUUUUGAGGAUGGCUACAGAGGUGCAUAGAACCGAGAAAGAAGGAACAAUUCUUGCUUUCCUUACUUCUAAAAUGGAAGUAGAAUAUGCUUGUGAGAAGUUUAAUUCUCCCUCGGCUGUUGGGUUACCGUUGCAUGGAAAGCUUUCUUUUGAAGAGCAGAUUCGUGUUUUCCAGAACUACCCUGGGAAAAGAAAAGUUAUAUUUGCCACAAAUGUUGCCGAAACAUCACUAACAAUUCCUGGGGUCAAGUAUGUGAUUGAUUCUGGUGUGGUCAAAGAGAGUCGUUUUGAACCUGGCACUGGCAUGAAUGUUCUUGAAGUUUGCGGGAUCAGCCAGAGUUCGGCUAAUCAACGAGCUGGUCGUGCUGGGAGAACAGAACCUGGAAGAUGUUACCGACUAUAUAGCAAGUGGACUUUCGAUUUGAUGCCCCCCAAUCAGGAGCCUGAGAUCCGCAGAGUUCAUCUUGGUGUUGCUGUUCUGAGGAUACUCGCAUUGGGAAUGAAGAAUGUACAGAGUUUUGAUUUUGUGGAUGCACCCAGUGCCAAAGCCAUUGAAAUGGCAAUUAGGAAUCUUCUUCAAUUGGGAGCUAUUAAGCUGAACAAUAAUGUCUACGAAUUAACGACUGAUGGUCGAUCCAUGGUUAAAUUGGGCAUUGAGCCUCGACUUGGUAAAUUGGUUAUCAGUUGCUUUAAUAAUCGCUUGGGCCGGGAGGGUGUUGUUCUUGCUGCUGUAAUGGCAAAUGCCAGUAGCAUAUUUUGCAGAGUUGGUAGUGCUGGUGAUAAGCUAAAAGCUGAUUGCCUUAAGGUGCAAUUUUGUCAUCAAAACGGUGACCUCUUUACUCUGCUCUCUGUAUACAAGGAAUGGGAGUCUCUCCCCAAAGAGGAGAGAAAUAAAUGGUGCUGGGAAAACAGCAUUAAUGCCAAAUCCAUGCGGAGAUGUCAGGAAACAAUCAAGGAGUUGGAGAUUUGCCUAAGAAAGGAACUUAAUUAUAUCAUUCCGAGUUACUGGCUCUGGGAUCCUCAAAAAUAUACUGAGCAUGAUAAGCUGUUGAAGGAGAUUAUACUCUCUGCCCUCUCUGAAAAUGUGGCUAUGUACUCUGGGUAUGAUCAACUCGGUUAUGAAGUGGCGUUGACUGGACAACAUGUUCAGAUUCAUCCGUCAAGUUCAUUAUUAAUAUUUGGUCAGAAGCCAAAUUGGGUUGUUUUUAGUGAACUACUAUCAGCAACUAAUCAAUAUUUGGUUUGUGUUACUGCCUUUGAUAUUGAGAGUUUGUCUACCCUUUGUUCUGCUCCUUUGGUUGAUGUGUCUAAGAUGGAAAAGCAGAAGUUGCAAGUCAGAGUGAUGACUGGUUUUGGCAGUAUCCUCCUUAAAAAGUUUUGUGGGAAGUCUAACAGUAGUGUCCAUUCCCUUGUAUCAUGUGUUCGGACUGCCUAUAUGGAUAAAAGAAUUGGUAUUGAAGUCAACGUUGACCAGAAUCAGAUUCUUGUAUUUGCCUCUUCACAGGACAUGGAUAAGGUUGUUGGCCAUGUAAAUAAUGUGUUAGAGUAUGAAAAAAGAUGGUUGCAUAAUGAGUGUGUAGAGAAGUGCUUAUAUCAUGGAGCUGGUGUCUCACCAUCUAUGGCGCUGUUUGGAGCUGGUGCUGAAAUCAAGCAUUUAGAACUUGAAAAGAGAUUUUUAACUGUUGAUGUAUUUCAUUCAAAUGCAAAUAUCCUGGAUGAUAAGGAGCUUUUGAUGUUUCUUGAGAAAAAUUCCUCUGGUAGUAUUUGUGCUGUCCACAAGUUUGCAGGCACUGGACAAGAGAGCGAUGACAAUGAAAAGUGGGGCAGGGUAAUGUUUCUUACCCCUGAUGCUGCUAGAAAAGCUGCAGAGCUGAAUGAAGUUGAAUUUGGUGGUUCUCUGCUGAAGGUACUACCGUCACGGACAACCUUUGGAGUUGAUAAAACUUAUUCAUUCCCUGCGGUCAGGGCGAGAGUUUCCUGGCCUCGUAGGCACAGUAAGGGGGUUGCAAUUGCUAAAUGUAACUUUCAUGACGUUGAAUUAUUGAUUAAUGAUCUUGCUAAUCUGACGAUUGGAGGAAGGUUUAUUAGAUGUGAAGUUAGCAGAAAGUGUAUGGAUUCUGUUGUGAUAAGUGGAUUUGAUAAAGAACUUUCUGAAGAUGAAGUUUUAGAUGAAUUGAGGAAAGUUACUGAGAGGAGAUUUCUUGAUUUUUUCCUGGUGAGAGGAGCUUCUGUCGAAUGUCCACCAUGUGAUGCUUUCGAAGAAGCACUAUUAAGAGAGAUAUCUCACUUUAUGCCUAAAAGAAAUCCCCAGAGUAACUGUGUCCGAGUCCAGGUUUUUGAGCCCGAAUCAAAGGAUGCUUUCAUCAGAGCUCUUAUCACUUUCGAUGGAAGAUUACAUUUGGAGGCAGCAAGAGCUUUGGAGCAACUGGAAGGGAAAACAUUGCCUGGAUGUCUUACAUGGCAGAAAAUAAAGUGCCAGCAGUUGUUUCAUACCUCCUUAUCCUGCCCAGUGUCGGUCUAUUCUGUAAUUAAGGAGCAACUGCAUUCUCUGAUUUCAGCCCCCAAAAAAGGCGCAGAAUGCCGGUUAGAUAGAAAUGAUAAUGGUUCCUAUCGGGUGAGAAUAUCUGCCAAUGCGACUAAAACUGUAGCAGAUAUGAGACGACCUAUAGAAGAGCUUAUGAGAGGGAAGACCAUAAAUCAUGCAGAUCUUACUCCAUCUAUUUUACAGCAUCUGUUCUCAAGAGAGGGCAUCAAUCUGAAGAAGUCACUUCAGCAAGAGACAAAAACUUACAUUAUCUUUGACAGACAUAACCUUAAUGUAAGGAUCUUUGGCUCUUCAGAUAAUAUUGCUAUUGCCGAGCAAAAAUUGAUUCGAUCCCUUUUGGCUUUCCAUGAAAGCAAGCAACUAGAAAUUCAUCUCCGAGGUGGAGUUCUUCCUCCUGACCUAAUGAAAAGAGUUGUUAAGAAGUUUGGGCCAGACCUUCACGGGCUCAAAGAGAUGGUUCCUGAGGCCGAGUUUACACUCAACAGCCGCCGCCAGGUCAUUUCCAUGCAGGGAGACAAAGAGUGGAAGCAGAAAGUGGAAGAGAUAGUUUAUGAGAUUGCCCAGAAGAGUGAUGGCACAGCUGAGAGAGUUGACAGUGAAUAUGCCUGCCCCAUUUGCUUAUGUGAAGUUGAGGAAAGUUACCGGCUUGAAGGUUGUGGACAUACAUUUUGUCGUUCAUGCCUGGUGGAGCAGUGUGACUCGGCAAUGAAAAACUUGGAUAGUUUUCCAAUAUGCUGUGCUCGUGGGGGUUGUACGACUCCUAUUCUACUUGCGGAUUUGAGGUGUCUCUUGGCUGGUGAGAAGUUGGAGGAACUUUUUAGAGCUUCACUAGGCGCAUAUGUGGCAUCCAGUCGGGGUACCUACAGGUUUUGCCCAUCUCCUGAUUGCCCGUCGAUAUAUAGAGUUGCAGAUCCAGAAACAGGAGGGGAGCCAUUCUUCUGUGGAGCUUGUUUCGCGGAGACUUGCACCAAAUGUCACUUGGAGCACCAUCCAUUCCUAUCGUGUGAAAAGUAUAUAGAAUUUAAUGAAGAUCCAGAUGUAUCACUGAAGGAGUGGUGCCAAGGAAAAGAAAAUGUGAAGACUUGCCCAGUCUGUGGAUACACAAUUGAGAAGGUAGACGGGUGUAACCAUGUUGAGUGUAAGUGUGGGAAACACGUUUGCUGGGUUUGUUUAGAUUACUACAGUACUGCUGAGGACUGCUAUGGCCACAUGAGGGCUAUUCACAUGUCAAUAAUAUGAAAUUAAACUACCCUUUAUUAUGUAAUAUAUGUUUAUAUUUACUCAUCUAAUCAUUGUAAAUACCAAUUGCACACAUUUUAUAAGUAUAGCUGUGGUUACUUGUUCCUGUUCUCCUUUAUAUUAA
This is a messenger RNA of Pistacia vera, 5391 nucleotides long. Its product is annotated as ATP-dependent RNA helicase DEAH12, chloroplastic-like. The record is from RefSeq and is a predicted model, not a curated record. NCBI's taxonomy places the organism in Eukaryota, Viridiplantae, Streptophyta, Magnoliopsida, Sapindales, Anacardiaceae. The transcript has 3 exons. Gene Ontology annotation, cellular component: intracellular anatomical structure; catalytic step 2 spliceosome. Bases 93 to 5267 code for a protein of 1724 amino acids. Gene Ontology annotation, molecular function: zinc ion binding; ATP binding; RNA binding. Gene Ontology annotation, biological process: spliceosomal complex disassembly.